Molecule: messenger RNA, 963 nt
Organism: Aspergillus calidoustus
Lineage: Eukaryota; Fungi; Ascomycota; Eurotiomycetes; Eurotiales; Aspergillaceae
Source: the annotation of a GenBank genome assembly
AUGGCAACUCCCACCCACACGUCCACUACACUACCCACCGUCACGGCACCAUGCACCCCCGACACGUGCCCCAUCGACUGGGCCCUGAUACGGUAUUUCCCAAACGUAGCAGGAAAUGCCCUCUAUCUGGCCCUAUUUACCAUGAUGCUCAUCGCACAACUCUACCAUGGCGUCCGCUUCAAAACCUGGAGUUUCCUCGGCUGCAUGAGCGGAGGCCUUCUCCUGGAGGUUAUUGGCUACGCGGGGCGUCUGAUCCUGCAUAGUAAUCCCUUUAAUUUCUCCGCGUUCUUGCAAUACCUCAUCUGCCUAACAAUCGCCCCGGCAUUCAUAACAGCCGCAAUAUACCUCUCCCUGAGCCGAAUAAUCACAAUCUACGGGUCGGGUAUCUCACGCCUCCAGCCCGCAACCUACGCAAAGAUCUUUGUCACCUGCGACAUUCUCUGCCUCGUUCUCCAGGCCGCUGGCGGAGCCGUCACGGCUACGGCGGGGAGGGAUCAAGAUGGCUUGAGGCAGACGGGGAUCAAUAUUAUGAUCGCUGGGCUCGCAGCGCAGGUCGUUUGUCUUGGGGUUUUCAUGGGGUUGGCGGGGGAGUUUUUCUGGCGGGUGAAGAGGGAACAAAGGUGGAGGGGGCAGGACCAUGAAGCAAGGGGAACAUCUGGUGGACUUGACUGGAAGUGGAAGGGGUUUCUAUGGGGACUCGCAAUUGCAACCCUCCUCAUCUUCAUCCGCUCCAUCUUCCGCGUCGCAGAACUAAAUGGCGGAUUCAGCAGCGACCUCGCCAACGACGAGGUCUCGUUUAUGAUUCUCGAAGGCGCGAUGAUGGUCGUUGCCUGCGGCUGUAUGACGGUCUUUCAUCCGGGACUGUGCCUUGACAGAUAUUGGAGGGACCCCGGGUCGUGGACUGGGAAGGAGAGGCGCGAUGGUGAGGUGAUGUUGGGUUGUGUUGGUGGGGAGGAGAGGUGA